AUUUGGAAGUCUCCGGAUUUGUUUAUAUAUGCUUUCACGUGAUAUAACAAUUAUCCAAGUUGUAGAGUCGCGAGAUGUGAAGCAAUCGUAUAACUAGAACUGGCUGGUUGAAACCAGUUACGAUAUUUCUCUAGAUCCUUUCAAUGUAUCUACUAGCCAACAUCGAAAGUAUCUUCUGCGAUUUUAAUAUCGAUACAUUUCUACUCUAAAUUAAUAUGAAAUUACGCGCGGGGAUUGCAUGUGAGAAAUAUUAUAGAAUGCGAUGUGUCAAAGCUUCUAUCUAAAUGUACUGCAAUACGAAUUAUCGAACGUAAAAAGUAUUUCAUAUUUUAUAGGAACAGAUGUUAAAUUGCUGCCAUUGUCGAGUAACAAGAGCGUCGAUUAAGCUUGCGAUAAAAUCGCGCUCGUAAUAAGUCAUUCUCUCAGCAUUUAUGAAAUGUACAUUGGUAAUGCAUCGUAAUUUACAUUGCACGGAUUAUACUCCAGGCAAAAAAAACUUAUCAGAAAGUGGCUUUUAAUACCCUGCGUAUUCACGAGUAAUCGAAUACUCAUCCGUUCUCAACUUAAAGAUUUUAAUUAAAAUUGUUUUGCAAAACGUGCAAAACGUGUAUAAAAUUUUAUUACAGAACGCUUCCAACGCUUAUUCAGGCGAUAUCUUCGUACAAUAUUUACGAUAUUAAUAAACAUGUUUGUGAUUAUCGGAUCGGUCUAAUCGCGCAUUUCAAGGAUAUUUUUCUAAGUUUUCAUCCGAAUACACGAAACGUUUUUUCAAUGGAGCAUACAUUUGUCCAAUGGUUUUCUGUGUUCAUUUCUUCAGAAGAUAUUGUAUUUUAAGAUAUUGUCUUUCCCCCUCUUAUUGUUUUACCUUCUCCCACUUGUCUAAAUAUUGCGGUCAGCACUGAGGAAUGUGAUUACCUCCAAAGACAAUUUCUGCGCUGUCUUUGUCAGACGGGACAAGCAGGUACGCGCAUGUAUGUAGCGAUUGUCCGGCGAUCCAUUAAUUCGCGUAUCGGUGAUCGUGAUUCUGAACUUGCAAAAAGUAUGUGACGUAUCUCGCGCGAGUGGAGACGAGUUUCCAGAACGCGAAAGGCCGGACGCCGUGCUUGUGAUAGAACGUCGGAUAUGUGCGCUCCGUUUUAAGCUUACGAGAUAUAAAAGACGACGAGAUGAUGCCGUGCUGCUCGAAAAAGAGCGAGACUGACCCGCUGCAGUUAGAACAAAGAAAUGUUCUAUCAAUAGAAAAUAUAGAAAAAUUUGGGCUUUAUCAAACCAUUAUGUUCACAUUUAUUACUCUGCCAUUAAUGUUAUCGGCAGGCUACACGCUUUCUUACGUAUUUACUGCAGGUGAACUUAAAUACAGAUGUUUAGUGCCGGAAUGCGAAUAUCUGGGAAAUACGACAUUCCAUCCAUUAUGGAUCAAUGAUUCUGCUCCGAAAAUCAAUGGUGAUAUUUCGCAUUGCACGCGGUUCCGUACGCGGGAAAACCCGCGGAAUUAUUCGAAUAUGUGUACAGAAAUGUCAUUCACUGAUGAACUUCGUAAUUGCGAUUCUUGGGUUUACGAUCCGAAUGAGCGUACGAUUCUUAGCGAGUGGGACAUCACUUGCGAUGCUAAUCGAUGGAAGCUCACGUUAGUGGGUACAAUGCAAAAUACCGGUCAGUUCGUCGGCUUGAUGUUUGCCGGAUAUAUAUCUGACAGGUACGGGAGACGAACCAUUUUGACGCUGGCAACAUCUCUGGCGGGAGUCAGUGGCUUGAUACAUUCUUUCUCCGUGAAUUAUUGGAUGUUUCUCACAUUCGAGUUCCUCGACGCUCUCUUCGCGGCAGGAAUUUACAGCGCGGGAUUUAUUUUAGCCAUGGAGAUGACGGGGGUGAAAAACAGAGUUUUGGGAAGUACUAUCGUUUGCUGCAUAUUCGCUAUGGGUGAGAUCGUGUUGGGAUUGUUAGCAAGUUGGUUGAGAUCUUGGCGAACGCUUCUUCAAGUGGUGUACGCUCCGGGAAUGUUAACAAUUUUUCUGCCUUUGCUAAUUCCGGAAUCAGUCAGGUGGUUACUGUCCAAGGGUAAAAAUGAGGAAGUGGAGAAGAUGUACCGCAAAAUGGCACGAAUGAAUAAUUUGCCAGUAACGCGGGAGGCCAUCAGUUUGUUUGAGAAAUUGAACGUUGCUCAGGUCGAAACGAAAAGUGAGUUAGUGGAAUCAGAUAACAGGAAGCCGAUCGUUCAAGUUCUGCACAGUUCAGUUAUACUCAUUCGGCUGCUAGUCUGUUCGUUCUGCUGGCUCACGAACACGUUCGUUUAUUACGGAUUGUCGUUGAAUUCUGUGGCAUUCGCCGGAGAUAAGUACAUCAAUUUCGUGCUCGUCGCCGUGGUCGAGAUACCGGCGUACUGCCUCACCUGGCUGCUGACCGAUUACAUUGGUCGCAAACCAACGCUCUCCGCCUCGUUCCUGCUGAGUGGAGCGUUCUGCCUCGCGAUCCAAUUCGUACCGACAGGUACCGAGAGUUACUGGCCUUUACUUUUAUACCUGGCCGGGAAAUUGUUCAUCACCAUGGCGUUUGGUACCGUGUACAUCUACACGGCGGAGCUGUUCCCGACGACGCUCAGGCAUUCCCUACUCGGAAUUUGCAGCAUGACUGGUCGCAUCGGGUCAAUCUUAUCGCCGCAAACGCCUCUUCUGGCACAAAUAAUGCCGUCCCUGCCGCUCAUCCUGUUCGGAUCCAUCGGCAUAAUCGCGGGUCUCCUGUCGCUGAUUUUCCCGGAAACUGUGGGGACGAAACUUCCGGACACCGUGUGGGAGGCAGAAAACAUCGGUAAAGUGCAAGUCAAACGGGAACCGUAAAAUUCUGCGUCUUAAGGCGUCACCAGUGCAACGCGAGGCGCUAAGACGCGUUAAGUCUACUGGGCGAGAGAAGAGGAGACGGGAGGAACGGCAGUGGCUUUUAAAAGUUUACUGACAACGCGGUUCCGAGAUGCGCCGAGCGCGACGCCAGAUAAGGGGUGGCCCUUACAAAACUCGAUGUCUAAAAUAUACGGCGUAAUUGAUGCGCGAGCCAGUCUCGCCGUGCUCGCCGGGCGGGUGAAACCAUGUCUUGCAACAUGCUCUCGCAGAUUUUAUCUGUCGGCGAUUUGAAUAAGCACGGCGCGUACUCCUCCUCCGUCGCGCAACUGUUUACCUUCCGCAAACCACCGCCGCGCUCCGCCGUCAUUUGUCUUACUCCCGGCGUUUAUCCGCACGGAAGAAGGAUUAUAAUAUCUUCCGGUAAAGUCCCGGCGUUUCCCGCGAUAUCUCGAAGUCUUCCGAAAUCUCCUCCCCUCCCGGCGCGCGCGUAAUUUGCGAGGUGUUAAUAGGAAUAGAUCGGAUCAAUGCCACGGGUUCAUCAUAUUUGUAUAAUAUUUGUACUCCUGGGACAAUAUUUAUGUACAGUAUCCUGCGCGUUAACAUGUUCUUAAAGGUGAAUUCCUUUUACAUGCUUUGCUUCACCCUAUUAUCUCGUGAAAAUGCAGCCAUCGUAUACGUAGGACGCAUACAGUAAAGAUGAGUACAGAGAAAUGCAAAAGUCACAUUCGUGUGCAUUUCUCGCCGUGUUUUAGCCAUGAGAGAAUGAUUUACUGAUACUAUUAUCGCGCAUCCGUUAGUAUGGAUAAGAUGGUUCAAAUGUAUCGCAUGUAUUAUAUAGCGUAAUUCAACUGUUUAUACGAAAACAUCAACGUCUAUUUUCCUUUUUUUUUUUUUUUAACAUUUUAAGAGUCAAGAUUAAUUUUUAGCAUUUUCUUAUUGUAAUUAAUUAAUUUAUUAUUAAAAAUAUAAUUUCAUUAUUCGAGUAAAAUAUUGCAUUUUGUAGAUUGUUCAUUGUACAUUGUAUACAGCAUCUUACUGCGGCCAUAUUGAAACAGUAAUGCACGUAAAGAUAGUAUACAAUAUAAUAUUAUAGAGAUACUUGAGAGCGAGUUUUUUUUUUAAUGAACAAAACUUUAAUAUUUUUGAUUAACCGUUUGAAUGCAGUUCGAAAGCAGUUGCAAAAAUACAAGAAGUGUUGCAUUGUUGAAGUAUUGCCAAGCAGCCGCAAUACGCUUCUUUUAUUUAUACUGAAAGAUGUUAGCAAGUGCUAUUGUGUUUCAUUUUUUAUUCAUUCAUUAUUCAUAUAUAAUGUUAGAAACUGAUUUUUAUGAAAACAGUUUGUACAAUUUAGUUGUAAUAAUUUUAUUUUACAUUUUUUAUAAAAAUUAACUAAUUUCUUGAGAAUUAAUGAGCCUAUUGAAAUAACCGCUAAUACUUUUUAAAACAGAAGAAGCGGAAAGUAUUAAAUAUUAACGAGUAUUAUGUAAUUUUAAAGUUAAAUAUUUUAUAGGAUAUUUAAUGCGAGCGUGUAAAAUGAUAUAUAUUGUCAUUGCAAAAGAUUCAACAUUAUUAAGGAAGAAAUUAUUUUAUCAGAUUUUAUCAAAUUAUAAAGUGCUUUUAAACGUUAUUAAAAAAAUGUAAAUACAUUAUUCUUUUAAAAAUUCUAUCGUCGUACUUUUAUUGCUAAAUACGUUAGGAAUGCAUUUCGACUGUUUUGCCCGAAAAGGAUAUGCAGUUUCGGAUUAUCGCGUCGAGACGAGUUUCUCUUGUGCAGAGCAAGUAAAUGAAAAUACAAUUUGCAUGUUUUCGUCUGUGUGUUACCGUCCUCUGGAAAACGGAGGACGGAGCGCGUAGCUGUAAACUCGCAGUCACGUAUGGCACAUAACUUUUUUCUAGAACGAUGAAAGAUAUUAUCGGUGUGCGAAGUACUUUCCUUUUCAAUUUUUAACGCGGAUACGAAUGCGCAUAUUUUACGCGAAUUUUCGUCGCACUCGGACCUGCUGAAAUUAAAGCAUGCUGAACGCGAUGGCGAUGCAACAGGGCACACGGUAGCACGCGAUGCGCGUUGUUAUUUUAUGUAUACGGAUAACAUCCCAGGCCGUAAUAAAUUUCGUCCUGAGAGCCACAAAUCUUGAGGAACACACACACGCUCUUGUUGCCUUCCUUUCCGCUAGUCCGUCGAGUACACGAAGCUUUGUAACGCGAUGGCCUUUGUCUUAUCAAUAAUAAUACGCCCGAAGUCAGACAGGUGCAAACGUUUGUUUUUU
Molecule: messenger RNA, 5101 nt
Organism: Linepithema humile (Argentine ant)
Lineage: Eukaryota; Metazoa; Arthropoda; Insecta; Hymenoptera; Formicidae
Source: RefSeq, a predicted model, not a curated record